Clupea harengus (Atlantic herring) is the source of this 3240-nucleotide messenger RNA. RefSeq lists its product as uncharacterized. Gene Ontology annotation, biological process: regulation of transcription by RNA polymerase II. NCBI's taxonomy places the organism in Eukaryota, Metazoa, Chordata, Actinopteri, Clupeiformes, Clupeidae. Gene Ontology annotation, molecular function: GTP binding; DNA binding; DNA-binding transcription factor activity, RNA polymerase II-specific. The record is from RefSeq and is a predicted model, not a curated record. Gene Ontology annotation, cellular component: nucleus.
ACGUCAUGAAUCGAGCAUUUGGUUUUCCGGGACCAAAAUAACACGGCAGGAUUGCACAUAGCUCGCUCAGGGGUUAGACGUUAAAAACAGGAUAGAAAUCAGUCAAAUGUUUCACCGCAGCUGCAGCAAGUAAUGGAUGUUAGAAAACAUUGGAUUUAUGUUGUACUGCAAAGAUGAAAACUUUACACAUUACUGAAUUUAUGCCACUUCCGGUAUCACCAGUUCGCAAAUUAGCGCUGUGCAUUCUCGAGCCACGAGGAUUCGAUUCACCAUAUAACAAACAAACACAGUAAGGAACUUUACAAUAAAUUAGUAAUUGUCUCUCACUAUAGGGUAUGGAGGUCAGCGUAGGUUUAGUUUAGUUAGACUUGCUUGCCGCACUUGUGGCUACAUAAUGACAUUCGAGCUGCCUUGCUCGUUUGAACAGUGUGAAUCACAUAAUUCGUGCCCAUAGCGGUUUGAGUUCUUCUGAGUUCUAAUGUUACCAAUUUAAAACCGUAGAUUGAAACCAUUGUGUCCUGCCUAAAGUUUAAAUUAUUGUUAUGCGCUGCAAUGCACCUCCAGGAUUUACGAUUAAAGAACGAGACUAGUAGGGGUGUGAGGAGGAAUGCGGUCCGAGGUCAGGAUCAUUCUCUGUGGGGGUACCGGGGUUGGGAAGAGUGCCGUUGGCAACAAAAUUCUGGGCAGCAAGCAGUUUGUCUGUGGAACAAGACCUCAUCCAAUCACGCGAGUGUGUGACACAGGCACGACUGUAAUCCGCGGGAGGAAAAUCACUGUCGUUGAUACACCGAGCACCGAGGAACCUGAGCUGGAAGCUGAAUUUCAGCGUUGUGUCAACUUUUCGGAGUCACCACCAGCCGAUAUCUUUCUUCUCGUCACCCCUCUGGGCUGUGGUGGAGGCAAACCCUUGAGAGUGCUGAAUACUCUACAGACAGUCUUCUCCGGACGCGAUGAUGUUGAUGAUUUUACCAUAGUGUUGUUUACAGGAGGAGAUCGGCUCGAAGAGCUUAGUCAAAAGCAUGAGGGGGACGAUGAAUUAAAAACAUUGUUAGGACGCUGUGGCAACAGGCAGCACACAUUCAACAACGAAGUCGACGAUCAGGCGGAAGUACGGCAGCUUCUGGUCACAAUCAACAGGUUGCUACAAAAGAGGAGAAACGGCCACGUAAAGGAUGAAGCGAACAACGCGAAUUCGAAGAAAAGGAGUGUUGAAGAGGCAGAAGAGGAGGAAGACAUCUGGAACUGGCCAGAAUACAAGGCGCAGCUUCCAGUUACGUGUGGGAAUAGGAGGGGUGUGCUUCACAGGGAUAAGAUGGCUAAAGGAGAGAAGUGCAUUGAAGUCCAGGGCAGCUGGUUUACGCCGACCAAAUUUGAGGUGUUUGCUGGGAAGGGAACCAACAAGAAGUGGAAGCAAAGCAUCCGUUGCCGAGACGUCCCCCUGGCACAACUCAUUCUGGAUGGCCAUUUGUCAUGGUCUUCCUUCCUCAAAAAAGAAGGCCUAAAUGGAGAACAGGACGAGUUUCCUAUGUGGGCCCCUGAUGGCUCCCUUAUCGAAUCCGAUGAUUUCCAGCUUAUACUUGGAGUGGAAGGAGAACUCCAAGACGGAAUACCGAAAGAGAAGCCGCUGGGUGAAAAUGCCACCAUAGAUGACAUCAAAAUGCCCGCACCCCAGGAAGCUUCGCUUACUGCCACGUGUAGAAAGGUGGAAAGAACUGCCCAGAAGAAUCACUCACCUACGUCGUCAGGCAAAAAGGAGGAUGCGAGUCACAGAAACAAAGGCAGAACGUCUUCACUGAAGCAGGAUGCAUUCAAUGAAACGGGCACUAAGGAAAGCUUAGACAUGGCCGCCUUUCAGGACAGUCAGUUGCCUGUCACCUGUGGCGCUAUGAAAGGAAUUCUCCAGAAGAAUCGUUUUUCCUCAGGGUCAACGGGCAAAUGCAUAAGGACGGUGGGUUGCUGGUUGACCCCCGAGAAGUUUGUGCAAGAGGGAGCCGGCCUCAAGAGCAGGAAAUGGAGACGGGACAUCCAGUGCCACGGCAAACCCCUCGCCAUCCUUAUUGAGAAGGGAAUCCUGAAUCUUCAUUCUCUGUUCUGUGAGUGUGAAGUUUGCAAGUCUGAAGACCCUGCAGACCAGAACAACGACGACCACUGCUUCAUCUGCGGUCAGGAUACAGAGUUGGUGUGCUGUGAUGGCUGUCCUCGUUCCUUCCACCACGAUUGUCACCUACCCCCACUGAGUCAGAAGAACCUCGGAGACCGGUGGAUGUGCACCUUCUGUAUAGUAGAGAAGUCCCAAGAACUCUGCCAUCGCACGAGGACUCUGGAGGAAGCCCUGGGCAGCGCCAUCUUGCCCAACAUGCUGCUGUGCCAGUAUCUGCUGCUGUAUCUGCUGAAAGAAGACGAGCAGCUUGUUUUCAUGCAGGACCCUUGUCUCACUUUGGACCACUAUGCAGCGGUCAUCAGUAAGCCCAUGUGGCUAGACAAGAUCAUCAAGAAGCUGCGGAGCGAGUACACCACAGUGGGACAGUUUGUCGCUGACGUGCAGCUCAUCUUCGACAACUGCACCACAUUCAAUAAGAAUAAUGAGUAUGGGAAAAUGGGCGCCAGACUGAAGGACUUGUUUGAGAAGAAGUUCAGAAAUGUCUUCAGCAUUCAAUAGCGGCGCUCCUCACUCCUGAGCUCCUGACAGGGUGGCAUCGUUGGCAGGGUGGCAUCGUUGGCAGGGUGGCCUCGUUGGCAGGGUGGCCUCGUUGGCAGGGUGGCCUCGUUGGCAGGGUGGCCUCGUUGGCAGGGUGGCCCCGUUGGCAGGGUGGCCCCGUUGGCACUAGAGGGAUGCAGAGGUGGUUACUCCUCAACAUCUGACCUUCAAUCAAUCAAUCAAUCAAUUCAAUCUUAUAUAGCGCUUCUCUAUUUACCCGAAGUCGCUUUACAGAGUCCAGAGUCCAGUAGUCAUUCAUACACAGUCAUACCGGUGGUGGUAAGCUACCUCAGUAGCCACAGCUGCCCUGGGGCAGACUGACAGAAGCGUGGCUGCCAAUCAGCGCCAACCUUGCGCCAUUCUCCAUGCCAACAUAAACUGCACUGAAGUUUCUGUUUGCUACAAAGGUACACAUAGCUACAUUCGGUGACUCAGCUAUGAGAAACAAAGGGACACUGGGCACGAAGCCCUUGGCUGUGUGUGUGUGUGUGUGUGUGUGUGUGUGUGUGUGUGUGUGUGUGUGUGUGUGUGUGUGUGUGUGU